GACACUGGUUGGCUAGGAUGGAAGAUCAUCGGUAAAACAGCUUGGAACCUCAGGUCAGUCGAUUGUCGCAACUUAAUGCCAACUCCAGACUCCUAGCUUCCUACAGUCGUCCUCCAUUGAAAGAAGCCCGAUUCAACAGCUCCCUUCGCCAUCGCCCCCACGGCCCAAGAUGGCGAACCCACACCCCAUCCCAGUACUGUACCCUCAAGAGCCCUUCCAUGCCAAAAAUGCCCUCAACUCGGGCAUGCGGGGCGCCCUGGCUGGCGGAAUUGCAGGCAUCUGCGCAUCCGCCGUCCAGAACUCAUUGGCCAAGAGCAACAUCGGCGCUUGGGGAGUCUUUACGCGAACUGGCAGCACUGUCGCCACGCUGACCGUGGUGCCUGCCGUCUACGCCUUCGCCAAAGAUGCCACGGCUAACCUGAGAGAGAAGGACGAUUACCUCAACACGACUGUAGGAGCCUUUCUCGGUGGCGCCAUGCUUGGUUUGCGAUCUGGUCGCAUGCCACAAAUCAUCGGCUUCGGAGCAGGCAUCUCCGCCAUCAUGACGACCCUGGAUUUUACCGGCGGUAGUCUACGCGGCCCACCCCAAGACCCCGAAAUUGACGAGUACGCCCGCAAGGAAUUUAUGCGCAAGAAUCGCCGGCGGCCCAUGAUGGAGACGGUCGCGGAACUGGGUGAAGGCAGAGGAAUCGAGCCACCGGGCUACGAGGAGCGCAGGCGAGCGAGACUGAAGGAGAAGUAUGGUGUUGACAUCAACCCCGUUUCCGCCACGGCCGACGAAUAGAGGAACACAGACCGGUGGCGUGGACCUGUACAUAAACAAUCGGAGUUCUUUGCGUAAGCCUAGCCUAGCAUCCAUGUUUUCGGGCCCAAAUUGGUUUCGCCUUGCAAGCAGAUCGUUACGUCAGCGUUUUGUUGCUUAGGUACGUACGUCACAUUCCUCUGUUUUUCGAGUUCGCUCUCUGUAUAGCAAUGUCCUUCGAUGCUGUACACGAGUCGCGUUUAUUUUG
Pseudomassariella vexata is the source of this 1010-nucleotide messenger RNA. RefSeq lists its product as uncharacterized. The coding region runs from base 170 to 784 and encodes 204 amino acids. Gene Ontology annotation, biological process: mitochondrial respiratory chain complex I assembly. The record is from RefSeq and is a predicted model, not a curated record. The transcript is spliced from 4 exons. NCBI's taxonomy places the organism in Eukaryota, Fungi, Ascomycota, Sordariomycetes, Amphisphaeriales, Pseudomassariaceae.